AUGCAGUUCACCACCAUGGUCGCCGGCGCCGCCGCUCUCUUCACUGCUGCCACCGCAUCUCCCGUGGUAGCCCGCGCCACCAGCAUUGACGUCAACCCCUUCGCGCUCUCCUGCACCGCAACCCAAUGCUCCUGGACGCUCAACUACAACCUCGUCCCCGAGAACAGCGCUGCCGCGUGCAGCUUCGUGACCUCGGGCGCGACCAUCCCGACCACGAUCGGCACAGCCAUCGGCCCCUUUGCGUGCUCGCCGUCGGACCCCAACGUCGUCGUGCGCAUCCAGGUGCUCUCGGGCCAGUACCGCGUGCUGAUCUCCGUGGUCGGCGCCCCGACGGCCAACUUCGACUACUUCCUGCCCGCGUCCGACUUCCCGGGCCUGAACAGCUACACUGGCCCGUCGAGCUUCACUGCUUUGUGA
Molecule: messenger RNA, 417 nt
Organism: Chaetomium fimeti
Lineage: Eukaryota; Fungi; Ascomycota; Sordariomycetes; Sordariales; Chaetomiaceae
Exons: 2
Coding region: 1-417 (138 amino acids)
Source: RefSeq, a predicted model, not a curated record